AUGCCACUGCGAUUUCCAGCUUCACCCACCAUCAUCUCGUCCGACGACGAAGAUGGCGCCCUAUCAUUUUCAUCUGUCCGCGGUUCAUCCCCGCCUCCCGGGGCACGCUCUUCGUCCGUGAUCGAUAUCAGCAGCAGCGGCGAGGAAAAUGAGCAGGACCUGGAGUUUGAGUCGUGUGGCCGUAUCUUUGUCUGGAUGUUUCACAAAAACGAUGUAGAUCCAGAGCUCAUUGACCUACCUCGCCCCAAAGGUGUCCGGUGUAUAGAGAUGGCUCGGUACCUGCGGCAGUGGGAGGAGCACGAGAUGAAGUGUACUGAUGAUAUCCGUGUUCUAAAGGUCCAAAAGACGCCAGACCAGGAUGAGUGGGAGGGAUGCAAGCUGGGUGCACUCUCCGUGCGCAGGGGUACUACCAACCUGGUUCUAUCUGAUGCACGCGUGAGCUCGUGGAACCAGUCCCUAAAGAAUGCACGAGAACACGCGUACGACGGUCAAAACAAGCAUAGCAAGCCUGCGCAUUUGGACUCGCACAUCAUCUUCUCCAUCGCCGUCAACCAAGCAAUGGCCUAUCCGAAGAUGGCGGAAGUCAUGAUGCGCUCGCCCAAAUUCGGCAUCAACAGGGGCUUUGACGUCGUUAUCUUCACCGUCAUCUCUAUCUUCGCCAAUUCCGCCGGAGGAGAGCGGUUCAAGUCCAACAGGGUCAACGUUUGGGACCGGCGGCAACAUAUGGCAAGGCUCAUGAGAAGGAUGCUCGCGCGGUACAACGUCGACUCACGUAUACUGCUAUAG
This is a messenger RNA of Peniophora sp. CBMAI 1063, 786 nucleotides long. Lineage: Eukaryota; Fungi; Basidiomycota; Agaricomycetes; Russulales; Peniophoraceae. The record is from the annotation of a GenBank genome assembly.